AUGACCCUUAAGGGUGGCACAACCCAGGCUUGUGCAGCUUGUAAAUUCCAGAGAAGAAAGUGCACAUCUGAAUGUCUUCUUGCCCCAUAUUUCCCAGCAGAUCAACCCAAGAUGUUUCAGAAUGUGCACAAGCUAUUUGGAGUGAGCAAUAUUAAAAAGAUGUUAAAGAAAUUGGAUCCUGCCCGGAAGAAAAUAGCCAUGGAUUCCAUCAUUUUCCAAGCAAAUAUAAGGGACAAGUACCCUGUUCAUGGUUGCUGGGAGGAAAUUUGCAGGCUCCGUUACCAGAUAUGGCGGGUGGAAGAGGAGCUACAUGCUGUUCAUCAGCAGCUUGAGAUUUGCAGGCAGCAUUACCAGCAACAUCUUGAUCAUCAUCUUCCUGAGGAUCAUGUGGCUUCUCAACUAGAGUUGGGCAUGACACCCUGUUCUAAUGGCCUCCAACUGCUUGAUCACAUGCUUCAACCGCAAGAUUACAACAAUAAAGUGGCUGCAUCUUUGCCUAUCUCUCAGCAGCAGCAACAUUCUUUCUCAAAUAGCAAUAAUGAGGCUUAUAAUAAUUCCCUUUACAUUGAUCACAAGGAUAGCGUCCCCAGUCAUUUGUGGGUUGAGCAACCAUAUGGUGAUAACAGUAGUAGUUCCAUGGCAAUGCAGUCUCAAUUGGAUGCCUCACAGCAGCCACUAGUCAUUCAAGAAGGAGAAGUUGUUGAAGAUUAUGAUGAGAUGCAUCCAUUUUUUGAUACUAUUGAUGAUAGACAAUCAUACGUUUAUUCUCAGGAGGCUUAUGAGUCAAGUUCUGAAGAAUCGUUGAAAGAUACGCCAAAGUGCACCGAACAUGUUGCUGAGAAUGAAUUGAAGAAUGCUGCUGCAUGCUUUAGUCUUACCAGUGUCAGCUGA
Neltuma alba is the source of this 891-nucleotide messenger RNA. RefSeq names its product LOB domain-containing protein 27-like. The transcript is spliced from 2 exons. The record is from RefSeq and is a predicted model, not a curated record. NCBI's taxonomy places the organism in Eukaryota, Viridiplantae, Streptophyta, Magnoliopsida, Fabales, Fabaceae. The coding region runs from base 1 to 891 and encodes 296 amino acids.